Molecule: messenger RNA, 2420 nt
Organism: Selaginella moellendorffii
Lineage: Eukaryota; Viridiplantae; Streptophyta; Lycopodiopsida; Selaginellales; Selaginellaceae
Product: EP1-like glycoprotein 2
Exons: 4
Coding region: 767-2377 (536 amino acids)
Biological process (GO): recognition of pollen
Source: RefSeq, a predicted model, not a curated record
GUGAUGGCGGCUCAAGCUCGCGCUGUGGCGCUGUGCUCGCGCGAUCGGCAAGAACGCGAGCGCAAGAGAUCAUCUCAACAGAUCUCGUACCGCAAGCGAUGGCGAGAGAGUGUCUUCGAGCUCGCGUUGUGACGAUUGUCGGCAAGAACGCGAGAGAAAAAGAUAAUCUCACAGGUGCUUGGCCAGGCUUGUAUUUUUCUUUGGUGCUAUUUUGCUUGUCUUAGAAGAAGUCAAGCUGUUCUAUCAGCCGUGGCGUGGACUAGCGAAUCUCGUGGAAGAAAAAGGCCGUAGGUCUGUCAAGAGUUAUUUUUUUCUCUGUGUCGAGCCAAGAUCUAAUUGGCAAAUCUUUGAUUGUCUGUUUUCUUUGCACGAGCUUGGCGGACGCAUGAAGAUAGUAUUUAACUUCUGUGUCAGAUAGAGCUCCCAAAUUCUAUCGAGCUGCAAACUUUGAUUAAGCGAAAGAGAAAGAGGCCGAAUGGACCUGGGAAAAUAAAGAAAGGCAUCGCGAUCGUGCCACACCUGUCGUUUGCCAGAGAAAGACGGGGAGAUAUGAGAGGAAAAAACUUUUUUGCGGCAUUAACAUCUUCUACCAAACGAGACGCUGUCCAGACCCACUUUUGACAAAUUUCGCAAAGUCAGCCGAGACACGGCUAGCACUCAAUGGUGCUCCGCAAAGAUAUGGUUGCAGAAAUUAUCCAGACAAUCCGAGUUUGUUGAUCCAAAGUUCUAUCCCAGCGGGUCUCUCUAGAAGACGAGCGAAAGAAGAAUGGUACGAUUCCCUCCACCAGCAGCAGCAGCAGCAGCAGCAGCAGCAUAUCUUCUGUUUCUAUUCAGUACCAGUAGCUUUGUUCUCGGCAAAAGGUAUGAGCUAUCGCCCGGCUGGACUGCUGUGAACAACGAGAGCUUGAAAGGGGCUGGAAGCGAUGGCGGUUCUAGCUAUCGGAUUUUAAGAGCUGGGGAGGAUCCUAUAGUCAGUGACAAUGGAAGCUUUAGCUUGGCCUUCUACGACCCCCAGGGAACGAACAGAUACUUCCUGUGUGUGCUGCUCAACGUUGGGAAAUCCAAGCCAGCUCCAGCCUCUCUCGUGGUUCCAAUCUGGAUUGCAAACUCCAACUCGUCAUUCUCCGGCAAGGCAACUCUGAUGCUCACAGGAACGCACAAAAAGUUCAUACUUCUCGACUCCACCGGGACUUUGAAGUGGAGCAGCGGUAGCGUGGUCGGAAUCUCCAGCUUGGAGCUCGAUGAGACAGGGAACUUGAUGCUGAUCAGCGAAGAUGGCAGCGUUCUCUGGCAGAGCUUCGAGCACCCGACGAAUGUUCUCGUUCCAGGACAGACUUUGCGGCCGGGAAUGUCGAUCACAAGCGUCAACUCGAGCUCCCAGCAGCCGGGACCGUUUAGAGGCACUAUGGAAGCGAGUGGCUUCGUGUUCUACGUUCUUCCAGAGACGGAGCCGACCAUGGCCGAUAUGCUUCGCAAGCCGCAGCCGUAUCAGGUGUGGAGCGUCGGUUCUAGCAGCAGCAGCCUCGAAUCCGCCUUGAAGGUUUGCGACUCUUCCAAGGCGGUGAUGGCCGUGACAAGCAGCGGCAUCGUGAUCUCCUACGAGCGUUCCAGCGGCGGCGAGUGUGGCGGCGAUGGGAAAUCCUUACAGGUGUAUAGAAACGACGAGGAUACAGCAGCGGAGACCCAGUACUGGAAGCUCGAGGAAAAUGGCGACUUUGUUCUUCGCGGGUUCCACGAGCGGGAGCAAAACUGGGCGACGGUGUUCGCUCUCUCGACCCGGGCCAACGAUUCGUGCAAGCACCCGACCGCGUGUGGGAGCUACGGGCUUUGCAACAGCCAGGGGAAAUGCCAGUGCGUGGGAAACAAAGAACUGGACGAUCACACCUCGCUUUCUUGCGGCGCUCCGUCCGGCGUCUCGGCCUCUUGCCUCGCGAACGAGGCCGCGAACCACCACUUCGUGAAGAUCCCCUCCGCGACUUACUUCUCCAACGCGUUCUCCCGGCCGGAUCUCCGCAGCUCGUCGCUGGAGGAUUGCUCCGCCGCGUGCGCGUCCAAUUGCUCCUGCGCCGCCGCGUUCUUCAGCCGGCGCGGCGGCGGCGAUUGCUUCCUGGUGGACGAGGUCAUGGGCAGCUUGAGCUUGGUAGGGGGCGGCGCUGGAGCGGAGGAGGGGGAUUACACGGCGCUGGUGAAGAUCCAAAACGCGCAGCUCAUCUCGGCGCCACUGUCCGCUAGCCGGGGGAAGGGUCCGAGCAAAUCCGCGCGGACUGCCAUCAUCUUCCUGGCGGUGCUGUGCGGUGUUCUAGCGGUGAUGCUGGCGGCGGGCGGCUACAUUAUCAAGAUCAAAUAUCCCCACGCUUACAACAAGAUGAUGACGUGAUCGACGUGAUUUUCAAAUUUAAAUGUCAGAAUAUGCUUGUGUC